AUGAAGAGAGCUCAUAAAAGAUUGCAACAGCAGAAGCUGCAGCCGCCGUCCCAGGCUGACCCGCCGUUUCUACGACUCCUGGAUGCAUUGCGCAAUGUUGUGCAGAAACCCUCGAAAGGGCAAUCAGUAGUUUACUGGAUGAGGAUGGGGGACCUACGGAUUUCAGACAAUAAAGCCCUCGCCCUCGCUUCUGCUCAGGCAGUCAAAGAUCAAAUUCCGCUCGUGGUUUUGCAUGUCUUGAGCCCUCAAGAUUAUAUCGCACACGACCGGAGCAAGUCAAGAAUCGAUUUUGUUCUUCGUAACCUUUCACUUCUGAAGGACGACCUCACAAAGCUAAAUAUCCCCCUUUACACUAUCACGCAUACGCCGCGAAAGACAGUUCCAACUCGUGUCAUCUCAGUCCUGCAGACUCUCCAGGCCACUCGACUAUUCGCGAACAUCGAAUACGAGGUUGACGAGCUUCGGCGUGACCUCGAAGUCUGCUCUUUAGCGAAGAACGCAGGCAUCAGGCCUGCGUAUGUGCACGAUAGGUGUAUUAUUGAACCAGGCGUCGUGAAAACGAAGGAUGGAAGGACAUACACCGUCUACUCGCCGUAUCAACGAAGCUGGAUCAACAUCUUGAAUUCGAAUCUCUUAGAUUAUCUGGACGAAUUCCCAUCUCCAAAACCUAACCCCUCGACAACCAGGGAGAAUCCCAUCUUUGGAUCGUUAUUUGAUGCUCAGGUACCCGUAUCCGUGCAUGACUUCGAACUUGAUUCCGAAGAUGCCACCAAUAUGAUCAAGAUUUGGCCAGCAGGAACAUCUUCUGCUGAAGAGAUACUCUCUCGGUUCUUGUACACCAAAGCGCGCGCGACGCAGCUUGGAGCAGUCGAUCCUGUGGCUGAUGGAGCAGAGAAUUCCGGCAAACGCAGUCGAAUCCUCUUGUAUGACGAGGCUCGCGACAGGGGGGACAGAGACACUACGUCGCGACUGAGCCCCUACCUAUCUGCUGGAGUUAUUUCUGUCAGGGAAUGCGUACGUGCAACGAUGAAGCUUCUUGGAAUUCAGAAAGUGGACGCUGGACGAUCUUCGGGUGUGGGUCGCUGGAUGCAAGAACUCGCCUGGCGAGAUUUCUACACCAAUGUCCUCGCAUACUACCCGCGUGUAUCCAUGGGUCGACCCUUUCAGGAAAAAUAUGCUGGUGUCAAGCAUUUGAACGCCUGGAAAGAGGGCAAGACUGGUGUUCCUAUCGUCGAUGCCGCGAUGAGACAGAUAAACGCUAUGGGCUGGACGCAUAAUCGAAUGCGGAUGAUUGUCGCUAUGUUCCUUUCGAAGGACCUUCUGUUGGAUUGGCGGCUAGGGGAGCGCUAUUUCAUGGAAAAGCUCAUCGAUGGUGAUCUUGCAAGUAACAACGGGGGUUGGCAAUGGAGUGCGUCCACUGGAGUAGACCCGGCACCCUACUUCCGGCUUUUCAACCCCUAUACGCAGUCCUCCAAAGCAGAUCCAACGGGAGAUUUUAUAAGGACGUUCGUACCGGAGCUGAAGAAUCUUUAUGGACCUGAAAUCUACAACCCUCCGGCCAAGGUGGCUGAUAAAUUAGGGUAUCCGAGACCCAUUGUCAACCAUGCUGAAGUGAGAGAGAGGGCAAUCAGGAGGUAUAAGACACCUGGUGAAGAGUGA
Suillus paluster is the source of this 1659-nucleotide messenger RNA. Its product is annotated as DNA photolyase, FAD-binding/Cryptochrome. Gene Ontology annotation, cellular component: nucleus; cytoplasm. Gene Ontology annotation, biological process: circadian regulation of gene expression; entrainment of circadian clock by photoperiod. The record is from RefSeq and is a predicted model, not a curated record. Gene Ontology annotation, molecular function: DNA binding; FAD binding. Bases 1 to 1659 code for a protein of 552 amino acids. The transcript has 11 exons. NCBI's taxonomy places the organism in Eukaryota, Fungi, Basidiomycota, Agaricomycetes, Boletales, Suillaceae.